AUGUCGAAGCCUCUCGCCCCUCGCGCAAACUGGGAGCGCAUCGGUGAUCGCUUCUACCGCAAGAUGCAGCUGUACGACGAUGUCUUCGACCCGGACCUUGAGCUCGAGAAGUACACGGUGACGGGCGCUCCCUAUAGUGGUGCUGUAGCACUGCGGCGCGACCAGAGCAACAUUUACUCCCUCCGAGGCUCGCAGGCCUUCAAGUCCACCAUCGACAUCUACAGCUGCGCGGGCAAGCUGAUCCGCCAGAUCAACUGGGACAAGGGCAACAUCAAGAGCGUCGGGUGGUCUGAGGACGAGCGGCUGCUGGUGGUGACAGACGAUGGCACGGUGCGCGUGUAUGCCGACCUACAGCACGACUUCACCCCGUUCUCGCUCGGCCACGGUGCGGAAGAGCAUGGAGUGCAGAGCUGCAACUUCUGGUCGACGGGCUUCGUCGCGCUGCUGGGAAACAACAGCGUCGUUGCAGUGACGAGAUACGACGAGCCACGGCCGCAGCUUCUUGCUUCGGCGCCGCCUGGCGACGUUCAUUCCUGGACACUCAUCCCACCUGAAUACACAUCCUCGCGGUCGGUGGAAGUUCUGCUGGCGAUUGGCAAGACCGUGUAUGUCGUGGAUGCCGUCGAGGCAGAGGACCGUGGCCUCGAAGCUGGGCCGUUCAGGCACAUACGAGUCUCGCCCAACGGCAAGUUCAUCGCCCUUUACACAGACGAUGGCAAGGUCUGGGUCAUCAGUGCCGACUUCCAGGAGCGUUUCAGUGAGUAUGACACCAAAGCUAGGACGCCGCCGAAAGACAUGGAGUGGUGUGGCGACAAUGCUGUUGCUAUUGCUUGGGAAGACGAAGUGCACCUCAUUGGUCCUCACGGCGCUGCGUGGAAGCUGCAAGACUACACCGCCUUCGUCCAUCUGCUGCCAGACGUUGACGGCUUGAGGAUCCUCACCAACGAUGUCUGCGAGUUCAUCCAGAAAGUCGAUCCUGACACGACCGAGGAAGUAUUCAAGCUUGGUUCAGAUGCACCGGCUGCUGUUCUUCUGGAUGCCAUCGAGCAGCUUGAGAACAAGUCGCCUAAAGCAGACGACAACAUUCAAUUGAUCAGACAAAAUCUUGACGAAGCUGUCGAUAUUUGUGUCCGUGCUGCUGGCAAGGAAUAUAGCAUACACUGGCAGAAACAGCUCCUCAAGGCUGCUUCCUUUGGCAAAUCGGUACUCGAGCUGUACAACAGCGACGAUUUCGUAGACAUGACCGAAGCGUUGCGAGUGCUCAACGCGAUCCGCUUCUUCGAGGUUGGUCUGCCGCUGUCAUACGAGCAGUACAUCCGCCUCACCCCAGAGAAGCUCAUUCAGCGACUUGUCAACAGGCAAGAGUAUUUGCUCGCACUAAAGGUUUCCGAGUACCUCCAUCUACCUGUUGAUGGAAUAUACGUUCACUGGGCACGACAAAAGGUGCGCAGCUCCAGCACCGACGAGGAGAGUAUCUGUGCAGAGAUCGUGCGAAAGCUCAAUGGCAAGCGCGGCAUAUCCUUCGAAGAAGUAGCGAGAGCAGCAUACGAAGAUGGUCGAGGCGAGCUUGCAACAGAACUGCUUGAACAUGAGCCACGAGCAGGCAAACAGGUCCCUCUACUGCUUAACGUUGGCAAGGAGUCGAUUGCUCUGGACAAGGCAAUCCAGAGCGGCGACACCGACCUCGUGUUCUACGUCUUACUCAACUUGAAGAAGAAGAUCCCGCUGUCCAGCUUCUUCCGAACAAUCAACAGCAGACCAAUGGCUACGGCGAUCGUGGAAGCUUCGGCCAUAGAUCAGGACCAAGAGCUGCUAAAGGACUUCUACUAUCAAGACGAUAGAAGACUAGAUGGCGCAAACUUGCUCAUCUCGGAGGCUCUGGCCGCAAGCGACAUUGGUCCUGCGAACGACAAGCUCAAAAUGGCCGCGAAACUGCUGCGCGAUAGCAAAGAAUUUGCACCUCAAGUCACAGCAAUUGAGGAGUCGCAGAAGCUAUUGCGUUUGCAGGAACACUUUGAGAAGGAGCUGAGCGAUCGCUACUUGGGACUGUCCGUCAAUGAGACCCUUACCAAGCUGAUCAAGACGGGCAACUUGAAACGGUCUCAGAAAGUACAGACCGAGUUCAAGGUCAGCGACAAGACAUACUGGUGGAUCCGACUACGCGCCUUGGUCAGUCGCCGAGACUGGAGAGAACUGGAGGAGACGUCGAAGAAUCGCAAGUCCCCAAUUGGUUGGGAGCCAUUCUUCAACGAGAUACUGGGCGCUGGUAACCCAAAAGUUGCAUCAGUAUUCAUCCCGAAAUGCACUUCACUGACGCCUGCCGAACGGAUCGAGAUGUGGGUCAAGUGCGGUCUGGUCACCAGAGCGGCUGAAGAAGCACUAAAGGCGAAAGAUCGUGCCACGUUGGAGGAGCUCAGAACGAAGGCCAGCGGUAAUGGUAUGCUGGAAAUUGACCGCAUGAUUGCGCAGCUUUCAAAAGGUCGUUGA
Fulvia fulva is the source of this 2487-nucleotide messenger RNA. Its product is annotated as putative vacuolar protein sorting-associated protein 16. Lineage: Eukaryota; Fungi; Ascomycota; Dothideomycetes; Mycosphaerellales; Mycosphaerellaceae. Bases 1 to 2487 code for a protein of 828 amino acids. Gene Ontology annotation, biological process: endosomal transport; intracellular protein transport; vacuole fusion, non-autophagic. Gene Ontology annotation, molecular function: actin binding. The record is from RefSeq and is a predicted model, not a curated record. Gene Ontology annotation, cellular component: lysosomal membrane; cytoplasm; endosome. The transcript is spliced from 3 exons.